This is a messenger RNA of Dufourea novaeangliae, 4035 nucleotides long. RefSeq names its product protein transport protein Sec31A (gene Sec31). The transcript is spliced from 12 exons. The record is from RefSeq and is a predicted model, not a curated record. Gene Ontology annotation, molecular function: protein binding; structural molecule activity. NCBI's taxonomy places the organism in Eukaryota, Metazoa, Arthropoda, Insecta, Hymenoptera, Halictidae. Gene Ontology annotation, cellular component: endoplasmic reticulum exit site; COPII vesicle coat. Gene Ontology annotation, biological process: COPII-coated vesicle cargo loading; endoplasmic reticulum organization; endoplasmic reticulum to Golgi vesicle-mediated transport.
GACGGGUGGCUGCUGCUUGUUUGACAUUAGAGAUUCAUUGCAGUACAUUUUGUUCACUUACUGUUACUUGAAUACAUUAAGUACCACAAGGAUGAAAGUAAAGGAGUUGCUUAAGACUGUCAAUGUAGCAUGGUCUCCACCAUCUCAACAUCCCAUAUUAUUAGCUGCUGGAACAGCAGCUCAACAACUCGAUGCAAGUUUUAAUACAUCUGCCAGCUUGGAUCUAUAUUCAUUGAACUUGCAACAACCUGGAUAUGAUUUAGAAUUGAAAGCCAGUAUUGCAAGUGACCAUAGAUUCCAUAAGAUAAUAUGGGGUUCUUAUGGCAACAAUCCAGCUGGCAUAAUUGUUGGAGGCUGUGAUUAUGGAAUGAUAAAGAUAUAUUCGGCAGCCAAAAUGUUGACUAAUGAUAAUAAUUGUUUAAUAAGCAGUCCAGACAGACACACAGGACCGGUUAGAGCUUUAGAUUUUAAUCCAUUCCAAGCAAAUUUAUUAGCAACUGGAGCAACUGAAAGUGAAAUUUAUAUAUGGGACAUUGUUAAUACAACUACUCCAAUGACUCCUGGAUCUAGAAGUCAGCCAUUAGAAGAUGUACAACACAUUGCAUGGAAUAAGCAAGUGCAACACAUUCUUGCAUCUACAUUUUCACAGCGCUGUGUCAUAUGGGAUUUAAGAAAGAAUGAGCCCAUAAUCAAGCUAACAGAUGCAAAUUCAAAAGUAAUUUUCUGCAUACAUGUUUUAGCAUGUUCACUAUUUUAAAAUAUUUCUAUUCUUAUAUUUACAAUGUUGUAAAUAUUGAGGUUUGCAACAUCACCAUUAAAAAUGUUGCAAAAUCAUCAACGCGGAGUUUUAUCAAUUGCAUGGAAUCCACAUGAUUCAGAUCUGCUGUUAAGUUGUGCCAAAGAUAAUAGAAUAUUGUGUUGGAACCCUAACUCGGAUGCAUCAAAUGGUGAAGUGAUUUGUGAACUAGCACAAACAAAUCAAUGGAAUUUCGAUGUUUCAUGGUGCCCAAGACAUCCAGGAUUAGUUGUGGGUACUAGUUUUGAUGGGCAUGCAGCCAUUUAUUCCUUAUUGGGUGGACAACAACAGAUGCCUACUGAGACAUCUAACAAAAUUGUGGAUUCCUUUCCUGGAAUGGAUCCGUUUGCUCAACCUCCUCCUACAAUGCAGUCAGAACCAGCAGUUGUCUUGACAAAAGCUCCAAAAUGGUUGAAGAGACCAUUUGGAGUUUCCUUUGGUUUUGGUGGUACAUUAACAAUAUUCGAGAAUCCGCCUGUAGAUCCCAAUAUGCCUGCAAACACGAAUAGAAAAGUUAUUAUAUCACAAGUAAUCACACAUCCAGAAUUAAUCCAACGUUCUAAUGAAUUGGAAGAGGUACUUAAAACUGAACAAUAUGGUGAUUACUGUAAAGAAAAGGCCGAAAAAUUGACUGAUGUACAUAGAAAAAAAAUAUGGAACUGCGUGGGUGCAUAUUUUGGUGAAAAUGUGACAAAAGAAAUAUUGGAAUUAUUGGGAUAUAAUAUAGAAACAAUGAAUAACAAGUUAAAUCAACUGGUUCCUCAAGAAGAUAUCAACGAUAUUACAGAAGGUGUCGGUAAUCUAAACAAUGUACUUAAUGGAAACGUUAUAGAUGGUAGUGCAGCAUUUGAUGCUAUUGCACAAGAACAAACCAAAAAGGCAACCACGGUUACAUCAACAAAUAAUAAUUUUAAAAUAAAUGUGUCUGAUGAUGAGGAUGGGCUUAUUACUCAGGCAAUCCUCUUAGGAAACAUUGAAGCUGCGGUGUCUUUGUGCUUUGCCCAUAAAAGGUACGCAGAUGCAGUCAUUCUUUCAAUGGCUGCUGGACCCGACUUACUAGCACGUACCCAGUACAGAUACUUUUCAGAACAUACUGGUGCUCUCAAUUCUUUAAUUAAUUCAUUAGUUAGUGAAAACUGGGCUGAUAUUGUCAAUAAUACUGACAUAAAUUGCUGGAAAGAAGUACUAAUUGCAAUAUUUACCCAUUCCAAUCCACAGGAGCGAUCUACUUUGUGCGAUAUGCUGGGAGAUCGUUUAGCAUCAUCCGAUAAUCCGACAUUGAAAGAAGAAUCACAAAUCUGUUAUAUUUGUUCUGGAAAUCUGAAUAGAAUGAUCGAGUCCUCCAACGUCGACAUUCAAGAGAUAGUAGAAUUAGUAAUGAUAAUGCAAAAAGCUUUGGAGAUACAAGGUAUCAGAGAUAUACGGAUAGAAGGAAGAAUUGCCAAUGUCCUGUCACAGUACGCAGAAAUGUUAGCGGCAGAAGGUGAUCUUGACGCUGCACUAAAUUAUCUUGGAAAUAGUCAAGAUGAAAGAAUUGUGAUGUUAAAGGACCGGCUCUGUAGAGCCUUAGGAUACAUUCAGGAAUCGAAGAGCAUGCCACAAGAACCACGUAUACAAAAUUACUACGAUCAAACAAGAAGGCCUUCACAAACAAGCCAUAUGCAAAAUCCCUUGCUUAUGCAACGAACACAAGGAAGACCCUUUGUUGAUUUAAAUGCCCCACUUGUAAAACAACCAUUUGUACCACCUACAAACCAAUUUAAUACCCAACACCAACAACCUUUCGGAUUAUCUCCCCUUCAACCACACAUUCAACCUCCUUUACAACACGAUCAUACAUUUAGUUCUGCCCCAGUUUCUCAACCUCCUCCUCCCCCGCCUCCCACAACUGGAUCAAGCGGCGUUGGAUCUCGACCGCCCAGCGUUGGGCCCCAAGCAAGAUCAAAAUAUCUGAUAGACCCAUCUGUAAAAUCUACUGCAACGUAUGGUCAAGCUGGUUUUCCUCAACAGACAUCGCCAUACAAUAAUCAACAAAUUCCUUCACUGUCAGGCUACUCCGCGCCAAACAUGUAUCAGCCGCAAGUUUCUGUGCCAACAAACACAUAUCCUGGACAGAGCUUUACAGCUGGUUUUAAAGAAUCAGAACCGUUCAAACCGGUUCAACCUAACACAAUGACGCAAAUGCAAACUUCGCCACAGACUCAAAUGUACGAUCCGAUUAGAACGCAACCGGCGCCACAGGCUCAAGUUUAUGGAAACGAGAAUGUGUAUCAGGCACCACCGCAACUUGCGGGAUGGAACGAUCCACCAGCUGCCAAAAGUAGAGUACAGUCAAAACCGGAGUACCAGCAACAAAAUCCCAUUAUGCAUCCACUAAGAGGUGCUUUACCGCAACCUGAACCAAAUGUCUUACCGCAAGAAAAGUUUUAUCCUGAUGUGCAAGCACCUUACAAUCCACAGCAAUAUAAUCAGAACGUUUCAAACAUGAGAGUAGAGUUCGCUAAAUCAGUGGAACCUUUGCAACCUGCUGCAGUUGCAAGAACACCAGAACCCGAAAAACCGAAAGCACCAAUACCAGAACAACACGUACAUUUAAAAACUGUAUAUGAUGAAUUGAAAAACCAAUGUUUCGAGAGCGCCAAAAAUCCGCAAGUCAAAAGGAAGAUAGAGGACGUGUCCAAGAAGCUAGAAGUUUUAUAUGAUUGUCUUAGAGAAAAUAAACUGUCACAAAACACUUUGCAAGGAUUGCAUCAGAUAUCACAGAUGAUACAAAAUGGAAAUUAUAGUGGAGGCUUAGACCUGCACACGCAAUUAGUCUCAGGUCCGGAUUUCAGUCAAAUAUCCUCCUUCAUGCCCGGUAUUAAAGUACUACUUCUAAGUGCCCUCCAAUUGAAUGUCUAUAUUAGAUAGAACGCAAUAUAGAGAACUUAAAACAAUUACUUUAAAUGAUUUUUAUAAUUUAAAAUUUUUAUAAUUCUUACUGAAUGAUAUAUUUAUGUUGCACUAACUUACUAUAACGUUCGCCGCAGUACGGAUAGCCAUAACUGUUUGAGUACGAACAUUGUUGCUUAAUUGUACCAUAACGAAAAUAGACUUUAUAUCCAAACGUGGCUUGUCGAAGUUCGAUAACCUCGUAUUAUUAAUCCUAUAAAUCUAAAGAAACGUGUAAAAAGUAGGAUGCCGUAUUGGAGUUGAGAGCAUCUAAAACGUUCCCAUAUGGAUUGUUAUCCAAACUCUUU